Molecule: messenger RNA, 1940 nt
Organism: Nycticebus coucang (slow loris)
Lineage: Eukaryota; Metazoa; Chordata; Mammalia; Primates; Lorisidae
Gene: FXYD4
Product: FXYD domain containing ion transport regulator 4
Exons: 9
Coding region: 124-480 (118 amino acids)
Biological process (GO): regulation of sodium ion transmembrane transporter activity; potassium ion transmembrane transport
Cellular component (GO): membrane
Molecular function (GO): sodium channel regulator activity
Source: RefSeq, a predicted model, not a curated record
CAGCCUGCUGGUGUGUAGCUCUGGGCGGGACUACAGGGUUUAAAAAGUCAGAACCCACUUGCUUGGGUCAUCCAUAGCCCUGGCAGCCUCCUCAGACCUGCACUCAGGUGAGCCCUCAUUCAGAUGAGCCCUCAGGACACUGAAGCAGAGAGGUUGAGUAACCAGCUGAGUCACACAGCUGCCCACCUGCAGCCCCGCCCCUUGAGCAGCAACAUGGAGAGAGUGACCUGGGCCCUUCUGCUACUGGCAGGCCUGCCUGCCUUGGAAGCCAAGGACCUUUUUGCUGAUAAAGAUGAUCCCUUCUACUAUGACUGGGAAAGCCUGCAGCUGGGCGGGAUGAUCUUUGGAGGCCUCCUGUGCAUCGCUGGGAUUGCGCUGGCCCUGAGUGGCAAAUGCAAAUGCAAGGGCAACCGGAAGCAUAGCCCCUUGCCUGAGAAAGCCACCCCACUCAUCACUCCAGGCUCUGCCAGUACCUGCUGAGCAUAGACCAGCCCCUGAAGGAUUCCUGGUAUUGGCCCCCAGCCCCCACCUUCCCCAGGAGGCCUUGCCCUCCUCCAUGGACUUUUUCUCCAAGGGCAGGCUGACAGGCUUCCUUCUGAUUGUGAGGCUGUCCAAAGCUUAUUUCCAGAUUAAACUUGUCCCACUGCUCCCUCCCAUGGUCCUGUGACCGUCUAUGCACUGCUGUUGCUUUCUGUGGCUUCUCACGUGCUGGAGGCCGGCUCCUAGCAAGGCCUCAUUUUGAGAAUUUCCCCAGCACAGCCUUAUAUCAAAAGAACUUACAAGGCCAGGCACCUUGGCUCACGGCUGUAAUCCCAGCACUUUGGGAGGCUAAGAGGGUAGAUCGCCUGAGCUCACAUGUUUGAGACCAGCCUGACCUACAGCUAUACCUUGUCUCUAAAAAUAGCCAGAGGUUGUGGCCGUUGCCUGUAGUCCCAGUUACUCUGGAGGCAAUAGAAUCACUUGAGGAGUUUGAGGUUGCUGUGAUCUAUGAUGGCACACCACUCCACCCAGGGUUACAAAGUGAGACUCUGUCUCAAAAAAAAAAAAAAAAAAGACCUUACAGUUUUCGCCUCUUUCAUAAGAGACCCUGGGGGUCCUGAUGACCAGAUAUCCACUUCAGGCAUCCUGUAACCUAAGGUGACCCCCAGCAGCUCGCCUCCAUGGAGAUGUCACUUCAGUGGGUGCUCUCUCUGUGGUAGGACAUUUCUUCAUUGGUCUAACCCAGUAAAACCCGGAUAACCUUGGGAUCAUUCCAAGGGCUCUCUUCCCCUUGCAAGUAUCCGGUGAAAACCCACUAUUUCCCAAGAAGCCCUGCGUAGUACCUUUGCGAACCCAAACCCGCCCACUUGUCUGGUAUGCUCCAAUCGUGAUUGUGCUCCAGGAAGGCCCUGCCGGCGGCGUCCCACUCCGAGGGGCGGGGUGUGUUAGUGCCUCCCACCGCGGGCCUGUCCUGCUGUCUCAUCCUCAGCAGCCCUGGCUGCAAAGAGCUGAGCUCACUGCAGGGUGCCGAGCUUGGAGCGGCUGCCUCUAAUAGUAGGCCCCAAACCCUCCCUCUGGGGUCAGGGUGGAGAUUGAGAAGUUCUGUGUGUACUAGACUAGGUUGGGGUCACCUGACUUGCGGGCUGGGUCAGAGGCCAGUGCAGGGGUCCUAUGAUGUGAAAAAGAGGGUCGGCUCCCUGCUCCUGGCCUUUGGAACGGGCGAUGUGGGUGGGGUGAGGGCAGGGCUUCAAGACUGGGUCCCAGUGAAACCCCUCACCCCACUGCCCUGGGCGCCUCGGGGCCGGAAGCAGGAUACGGAAAGAGAAGUGGUGGGGGUGGGGGUGGGGUGGAGAGCCGGCGGCGCAACCAUCCAAGCAGACCGGAUAGCAGGCCUGGGAGGCACUGGAGCGGAGGAAAGUCAGCCUGGCUGGAAUGCCAGCGAUAGGAUCACUGCCACGAAG